Colletotrichum orchidophilum is the source of this 693-nucleotide messenger RNA. RefSeq lists its product as uncharacterized. The record is from RefSeq and is a predicted model, not a curated record. The transcript has 2 exons. Lineage: Eukaryota; Fungi; Ascomycota; Sordariomycetes; Glomerellales; Glomerellaceae. The coding region runs from base 1 to 693 and encodes 230 amino acids.
AUGGCCAAGAAGGGCAAGGAAAAGAGGGUGAAGGACCCCAAGGGAAUUCCCCUAGCUCAGCCUGAUCGGUCGGCCCCCAGCGAAGCCACUUUGCUGCAGCUGGCUCAGGAGCGAGGGCUUUUCAAGCAGGCCGACAGAGACCCGCGGAAUAAGCACUUGCCCAAGGGUGCCGUCCGAAUCGAAAGGCCCGGUGGCGAGGAGAGUGACAGUGAUGGGGAAGACGACGAAGAGGCCUUGUUAUCUCCCUUGGUGGACCGUAUCAUGGACACGCUGCUGUGGACUGUGAGUCUCGCCAUGCUGCACGGCACAUUCGAUGUGCUCGUCCAGAACCAGUACGCCAAGGAGAUCGAAUGGCCCAAUGUUUUCAGCCGCACGCUCAUUGCGUUAUUGGUGCUCUUUUUCCUCUUCUAUAACCUUCAUGCUUUCCCUUCCAGCCCAACUCUUGUCCCGGGAUUGCCGGCUCGUUAUCAGCAUCCCAUCCGACAGGCCAUCUUCUUCGUGGCUGGCGCGUGGGCUGGAUGCCACCUGAUUUACAUUACCAACAAGUUCAGCUAUCUGUACAUCAUGAAGCAAGCGCCGACGUUGGGAUGUGUGUGGAUUUGGUCGGUCCUGGAGCUUGACCUCCCCGUGGCCGUGGCCAAUCUCGGGGUAGCGGGUGCUUAUUUGCUGCAAGGAGGAUACACCAUUAAAUAG